Molecule: messenger RNA, 2033 nt
Organism: Equus quagga
Lineage: Eukaryota; Metazoa; Chordata; Mammalia; Perissodactyla; Equidae
Gene: ZNF114
Product: zinc finger protein 114
Exons: 4
Coding region: 539-1540 (333 amino acids)
Biological process (GO): negative regulation of transcription by RNA polymerase II
Molecular function (GO): DNA-binding transcription repressor activity, RNA polymerase II-specific
Source: RefSeq, a predicted model, not a curated record
CUAGGCUCCUCCUUCUCCUCCCCUUAACCCCUUCAGCCGCUCGUUUUGAGGAGAAGUUCGGGAAGCAGCCCUGCAACCCUCCAGCACGUGGAAUGAGCUCUUGGGCUGCGCCAUCCACAGACACGUCCAGAAGCCGGCGCUGGGGAAAUGGACCCGGUGACCUUCCUGGACGUGGCUGUGAACUUCACCAAGGAGGAGUGGGCGCUGCUGGACCCUGCGCAGAGGACGCUCUACAGAGAUGUGAUGCUGGAGAACUGCAGGAACCUGGCCUCCGUGGUUGCCUCCCAUAUGUCAAGUGAACAUUUGAAAAGAAAUCCACAUGGACAUUUGCACAAUGGGCAAGCUACUUGGAAAUCUACAAGGCAAUCCCAUACAGGGAUUUUUAUCAUCUCCCGCCCACCUUUCCUUUCAACCAAGAACGUAACUUUUGUGCCACUUUAUUUCAGAUUGGGUGACUCAACAUAAAACCAGAGACUCCAUCCCUCAGCGGGACACUCUUGCUAAAAAGACAUUUCAUGAAGUGAACAGAGUAUGUCUCAUGAGCAACAAUUCCCGGACCCCCACAUUAGGAGAAGACUGGAAAUGCCACAAAACAGAGGAGCCGCGCCAGCAGAGGGGGCAGAAAUUGAAGCAAGUUGCUGUUGCCCGAGAGAGAGACGGGUCUCCAGCUGGAGCCUGUGAAUAUUGUGACAUGCGGGACAAUUCUAAACCUAGCUCAAAGCUUGUGCCUUCACAGGGAGAUUCCACAAGACGAUAUAUCCCACAAUGUGGUUCGAGUAUUUUGAAACAAAAUUCUGUCUUAACCAGUAAUCAAAAAAUUUAUAAAAACGAUGAAUACGAUAGAGUCUGGAGGCAGAGCAUUCCAUUCAUUCCAUGUGUGAGGACUCCAAAAUCAAACACAUGGAUUGGCAAUCAGAGCAAUGUGCUUCACAUGCAUCAUAAAACUUACGUGGGGGUGGACAUUCGUGAGUGGGAUCCGUUUAGAAGAGUUUUUAGCCAAGAGUUUUCCCUUUGGGCACACAGAAGUCACAUUAAAGAGAAAACUUAUGAGUCUGACCAAUGUGAAAGCACUUUCCAAAAUGACUCGAUCUGUGCUGCGCAGAUGCGGUCUUAUAUGGCACAGGCAAAUAAUGAGAAUAAUCGAUGUGGAACAACCUUUGCCCCCAUUCCAAGCUCUGAUCAGCACAGGAGAAGUGGGACUAGAGAGAAAAGCUAUAGAUGUCACAACUGCAGGAAAGCCUUCGUUUAUCAGUCAUUCCUUAGAAGACACAUGGAAAUUCACACCGGAGAGAAACCCUAUGAAUGUAAGAAAUGUGGGAAAGCCUUCAGAUAUUCCUUGCACCUUAAUAAGCAUGUCAGAAAGCACAUCAUGAAGCAGUCCUUCGAAUGUAAGGAAUGUGGGAAAGCCUUCAGUAAAUCCUCAAAUCUUACUGAGCAUAUAAGGAUUCACACUGGGGAGAAACCCUAUAAAUGUGAGGAGUGUGGAAGAGCCUUCGCUCAUUCUUCAGGAUUUAAAAUCCAUCUGAAGACUCACAGUUGAGAGAAGCCCGGCGAAUGAAAGGAAUGUGGGAAAAGCUUCACUAAUUUUCUCAAAAUACUGAGUGCAGAAGGAGGAUAUAUGGGGAGGGAGCUCAAUGAGGUAAGGUCCAUGGGAAAGUCUUUCCUGAAUUCUCAUAUUCUUUUCUAAUAAAAUCCUGUAAGACGGUGAACUGCCCCUCUGUGUGCCCUGAAAACUCUGCCAUGUGAAUUUUGUACGUAGUAGCUUCAGUGCAAUUCACUUACAUACAUGUCGUCCCACCAACUUGAAGCCCUGUUUGAGCCACAUUUAAUUUAGAUUUGGUGUGCUCUGCGAUACCAUUUUUGUCCGUUUGCUGUUAUCAGUCGUGAUUCAACCGUGUUGUGGUCAGAGUCAGUGGUCUUCAUGUUGCUGAUGUGGGCUACUUAUUCUGACUUUCAUUUUGGGCUCAUGGCUGAUUCUGUCAACUGCCCGGCCAUAUCCAUUCUUCUCCUCUUUACUAAAGGUACCUAGGUUU